This is a messenger RNA of Sodiomyces alkalinus F11, 639 nucleotides long. RefSeq lists its product as hypothetical. The record is from RefSeq and is a predicted model, not a curated record. Lineage: Eukaryota; Fungi; Ascomycota; Sordariomycetes; Glomerellales; Plectosphaerellaceae. Bases 1 to 639 code for a protein of 212 amino acids. The transcript has 6 exons.
AUGACAGGAGCUCAGCUCAUUUGUCACUUUUACCGGUACCCCAGCAUCGGGUCCACGGAGCUGUCAUUCAUAUACGGAUUGUCGAUCGAAGGCUUCACAAUCUACAUAGCAGUCGUACGAAUACUUUUUAUUGCCUAUCAUCGGCCACCAUCCGCCGCUUCAUCUUCAUCCAACCGUCUCAACCUGGGGUUACUCACUGUAAAGAUCCCGUCCCGGCCCUACAAAGGCAGCCUGCUAGCUGUCAAGCUACUGCCGGUUUCCGUCUCCUUGCUAGCCUCUCGCGCCGACUUUAUACAUGGGCAUCGUACGAAACUAAAGAAACACACGAAGCACAACGUGCCGAGCAGCACGCGGUUCAGUCAUGUGAACGACGCGGGACAUUCUCUAUGGCCUGGCCGAUCUGCAGCAUCUUUCUCCUCGGCCCGCGCACUAUUUCUGCCCUCAGAGAAAGACGAGAACGCCAUGGCUUGUUUCGAAGAAGCUUUGUCGAACAAAUCAUGGACUGCGGAGUACGGCAAAACGAACGGCCCGAGUUCGGCGGUGUUGGGGCUUUCGGAGACCCAACGGGCACAUAUCGGGGGCCCGCUCGUCGUCAUUGUCUCCACCCUUCAAUUCUGGCACUCGUGGUUUUCCUUCUAA